Chrysochloris asiatica (Cape golden mole) is the source of this 628-nucleotide messenger RNA. It is a transcript of the gene DUSP18, whose product is annotated as dual specificity phosphatase 18. Bases 58 to 624 code for a protein of 188 amino acids. The transcript has a single exon. NCBI's taxonomy places the organism in Eukaryota, Metazoa, Chordata, Mammalia, Afrosoricida, Chrysochloridae. Gene Ontology annotation, biological process: protein dephosphorylation. Gene Ontology annotation, molecular function: MAP kinase tyrosine/serine/threonine phosphatase activity. The record is from RefSeq and is a predicted model, not a curated record.
CAGCCCAGCAGAAAGAUGCAUCCCUCCUACCCCACUGACCACUGAGCCACUGCCUAGAUGACAGCCCCUACAUGUGCCUUCCCGGUUCUGCUCCGGCAGCCCUCCGUCAGUGGCCUCUCACAGGUCACCAGCAGCCUGUACAUCAGCAGCGGUGUGGCUGCCAACAACAAGCUCAUGCUGUCCAGCCACCAGAUCACCACAGUCAUCAACGUUUCGGUGGAGGUGGUGAACACCCGCUAUGAAGACAUCCAAUACCUGCAGGUACCAGUGGCUGAUGCCCCCACCUCACGUCUCUGUGACUUCUUUGACCCCAUCGCUGACCACAUCCACAGUGUGGAGAUGAAGCAGGGACGUACACUGCUGCAUUGCGCCGCUGGCGUGAGCCGCUCGGCUGCCCUUUGCCUUGCCUACCUCAUGAAAUACCAUGCCAUGUCCUUGCUGGAUGCCCACGUGUGGACCAAGUCAUGCCGGCCCAUCAUCCGACCCAACAAUGGCUUCUGGGAGCAGCUCAUCCACUAUGAGUUUCAGCUGUUUGGCAAGAACACCGUGCACAUGGUCAACUCCCCUAUGGGUAUGAUCCCUGAUGUGUAUGAGCAGGAGGUCCGUUUAAUGAUUCCACUUUGAGCCA